UUUCAUCCGCUCGGUAAUCUUCGAAGAAUCAGAAUUUUACAAUGGCGGACGCUGAAUUCCAGCUCAAUCUGGUUUCAACCUCCCCAACCGACGUUAUUUCGGCGAGGAUAAUUGGUAAAUUCGACGAUUUUAGAACAAUACGCAAGGUGUUCGACGAAAUGCCUAAACGUAUUUUUUUUACUGCAGUAGAAAUAUAUAUGUACGUACAUCUUGAAAAGAAUUAACUCGUUGGUGAAAAACUCGAGAGAGGAUAGGGAUGGAUUCAGUUGAUAUUUUAAUUACAUGAUGUUUGAUUCUGUUUUCAGUGUGCAGAUUUGCAGUGAGUGUAGCAUCAGCAAGAAAAAGGGGUUUCUGUAAUCUAACUAAAUAUAGGAAGAAGCAGUGUUGCAGUUCCAGCAGUUGCCCACAGUUUUGAAUGGUGGUAUUUUGUUUUCCAAAGCACUGAUUUUCUUUCAAUAGUAAUAAUAAUAUCUUAACAAAAAACCAUGGGGGGAGAGGAGCCGCCGUAUGAAUGGCAGUGAAGGAAAACAGGGGGGGUAUGGUGGCUGAUGAUUCUUGGGAGUUCCAUGGAGCUGAGCUCCAGAGCAAUGAAUGAAUUGGAUUGAAAUAUUGAAUUGAAUUGGUGUUUUUGUGGGGCUGGGAGCUUCCAAGAUUUAGGUCACCCAAGAAAAGGAACUUCUUUCCUCUAAUUCUGGUUUCUUGCAACAAUUCCCGGCGCAAAAGCACACUUAAAUUCAGUGAGAGGGCCACAAAUGUUGUCUCCAUAGUUUAAUGAAAUGGGAAAAGAAAAGCCUGUCUGGUUUGGAUCUCAAGACACUAAUGAGGAUGUUUUGCAGCAGCAGAGGUGGAUGGAUAUGGAUAUAAAUCAUAUACUACCAUGUAUUUGUGUGAGCUUUCCUAUUUUAAUUCGAUGCACUUUCUGUAAAUUAUGUAUAUAUUGUAUGUAUAUAUUGGGUUUUAGGAAAAAAGCUGACAGGCGGUUUCUUCUAUUUAAGGAAAGUGAAAGAUUCACUUCCAAGGUAUUCCCUAAUUCCACUUAGCCUACCAAAAAGCUCGAGAGGUGAAUAGUUCAUUGCUUCCAACUCAAACAAUAUGCAGAGGAAAAAAGUGAAAACUUUGCAUCCUGUUGAAGCAAUCACUUCGAUCUGCCUAUAGUUACACUGCAUAUAAAUACUUGACAACAUUCUUGAUCUUGAUCUUGAUCUGAUAGAGAAUCGAACUUUCAGGAAGAACAGGUCAAUUGGGAAGAGCUCUGGCUAAUUUCCAGCCAUGGCAGAAGCCCUUCUAUUCGGCGAGAGAGAAGCUCAGAUUCUUGCAGCCAGAGAAAUCGGACACCUCAGCACUAAGCAAAAGCAGGUCUUGUCCGAAAAUGGAGUCAUCCCUCCAUUGGUUCUCAUGCUCCAUAGCCAUGAUUAUGACUCUGUUGAAGCUUCCCUCUUUGCUCUGCUCAAUCUCGCCUUCGGCAGCGAAAGGAACAAACGCCGAAUAGUGAAAGCCGGGGCUGUGCCGGCGAUUUUGGAAAUCAUCCGGCAGCAGAACGAGCCGUUGCUGGAAUUGGCAUUGGCAUUCCUCUUGGUCCUGUCUUCUUGUUCUUCGAAUAAGUCCAUAAUCGUCUGCUCCGGAGGGAUUCAGCUUCUCAUCGAGCUUUUCGAUUCGCAAUUCCCGAAUUGCCAAUGUGUCAGCAAUCAGGCGAAGUUCGACAUCAUUUCCACUCUACACAAUCUCUCCAAUUCCCCCCAAGCCAUCGCGUCGAUCAUGCUAUCUGGAGGUCUUAUCACCCUAAUUCAAUUCGUGUACGAAUCCGAAAAGUCGAGUAGUUUGGCGGAGAAGGCUGUCGCGUUACUCGAAUCGAUCGUAUCUUCGUCAGAAGCCGCAUUAAAUCAGGCCUGCGAAGUCGGGGGCGUGAUUCAGAUGCUGGUGGAGGCGGUGGAGGAGGGGUCGCCGGAAUGCCAAGAACAUGCCGCCGGAAUUUUGCUGAUGAUAUGCCGAAGGAGCCGGGAUCGGUACAGAGGGAUGAUAUUGAAGGAAGGGGCGAUGCCGGGGCUGCUGCAGCUGAGCGUCGACGGGUCGCGGAGGGCGAGGGAGAAGGCGAGAUCGCUCCUCAUUCUUCUGAGAGAUUGCGGUGGCGGCGGUGGCAGCGGCGGCGGCGUUUCGAUGUCGAAGAAGGCGGCGCUGGAAGAGGUGAUGAGGAAGAUUGACAGUGGGGAAAGGAGUGGGAGCAAUUCUGUUGAGAUGGUAGAGGAGAUGAUUGCUAGACUUAGGACAUAGAAGAUAUGAUAUACGUACAGAUAUAUAUAUAUAUAUAUAUAUGAAAUAGUUUGUGUUUUUUGGGAUGUGAAGAUGAUCGAUCGUCGAUGUCUUAGUGUACAGUGAUAGAGUAGGAAGUUGGUUUUUUUGGUUAUGGUGGUCUUGGAGAUGAUUUCCUUCAUGGAUUUAUUAUUAUUACACGUUUAUUAUUAUUAUUAUUA
This is a messenger RNA of Andrographis paniculata, 2468 nucleotides long. RefSeq names its product U-box domain-containing protein 4. The transcript has 3 exons. Lineage: Eukaryota; Viridiplantae; Streptophyta; Magnoliopsida; Lamiales; Acanthaceae. Bases 1270 to 2268 code for a protein of 332 amino acids. The record is from RefSeq and is a predicted model, not a curated record. Gene Ontology annotation, molecular function: protein binding.